AUGCAGCGACACGCUCUUCUGUCCCUGCUCGCCGGCGCAUUGAGCCAGGCAUGCGAACUCCCCACUGACCCUAUCCCAAACACCAUUUCUGAUGGGUUCGGGAUCCGAGUUCAGAACGGAGAUUUCCCUGCCGUCAAUGGCCGGUACUGGAACCUCUUCGAGGCUGGUGGAGGCGACCAGCAUUUGUACCUGAGCCCAACUGGCGCCUACGCCUUUGACCUCACUCUCAAUGCCGGAGUGAUUUCCAAAGGCAUUAUCCAUGCUGUCAUCAACGGAGAGUAUCUGAUCUCUGACAACACCACCAAGAUCUUCAUGACCGAGCGUGGUGAUCCCAGGGCUCUCUUCCAGCCCGUGUAUGGUUGCCACCCCGUCACUGAUGAGGUCCAAGUUGAGCUCCAAUUCCUCGGCCGCGAAGGUGAUGAGGCCGGCGGCAACGUCUGUGUCCGCACCGGAGCCUUCACCGACAGCUACGAGUUCCGUUACUCGCCACCCGGCAACACUGCCUACGACCCAAACAGACCCUGUAUCCCCAUUACUCUCGCAGUUGAUCGCAGCGAGCCUCCUCCCCAGCCUACCCCAACCCCCACCAGCUCCAUCCCUCCCGGUCCUACCGUCACCCCUGGCCUCUUCGCCGACGUGACGGCCGAGGGCUACGCAUUCGUCGGCUGCGCGCCCGAGGAGGGCAACGCCAACGAUAACACCACUGAGCGCACCCUCCCUGCCUCCCUCUACGCCUCCGACGCCCUCACCAACGAGGUCUGCGUCAACUACUGCAAGUCCCUCGGCUACAAGUACGCUGGCAGUGAGUAUAGCCGCGAGUGCUGGUGUGCCAACUCGUACCUGCCCACUCGCCAGCCCGGAACCACCCUCUCUAGCUUGGCCGGCUGCAACAUGGCGUGCGCCGGUGAUGCCUCCCAGUACUGCGGUGGCGGUGGCUGGCUGAGCCUGUACUCUGCUUGUGAGGAGGGCGCUCCGUGCACCAACGCCGAGUUCUCGGCUGUGAGGUCCAUGCCCUUCCGUGCUUGA
Clonostachys byssicola is the source of this 1026-nucleotide messenger RNA. Lineage: Eukaryota; Fungi; Ascomycota; Sordariomycetes; Hypocreales; Bionectriaceae. The record is from the annotation of a GenBank genome assembly.